GAGCAUCCCAUAGAGUGCAUCGGAAGGAGGAGGCAAGAGAGGACGGAUCGCGUGGCUCUGCUUGACAGCCUGGAGGUUGCGGCGGAGGGCAAACACCGCGGGACGUUUUAGAGUCACGUGAUACUCCCAGGCCGCUGCUGUUCGUGACGCUGGGGGGAAAGCCCGUGUGGUGGCCGUCUCACGUGUGAAGAUCAGGCACGUGUCUUAUUACAACUCCAGUAUGGAAGCUUUAUUAAAUGAUAAUUCAGAGGAACCUCCUACUUCCAUUGCCCUCUUGGACAGCUGCCAUUUCUCUCAGGUCAUCUUUACCACCGUGGAGAAGUUCUACGUCCCUGGAGCAGAUGUAACUUGCCAUUACACUCUUUCCCAGUACAUCAAACCAUGUAAAAAGGACUGGGUGGGCAUAUUCAGGGUGGGAUGGAAGACAACUCGUGAAUACUACACAUUUAUGUGGGCGCCUUCGCCAAGCGGCCCAGACAACAGUGAUGCCAAACACCAGCAAGUGCUGUUUAAAGCCUACUACCUGCCAAAGGACGAUGAAUAUUAUCAGUUUUGUUACGUUGACCAUGAUGGGAUAGUCCGUGGAGCCAGCGUCCCCUUUCAGUUCCGUGCAGAGGCUGAGGAUGACAUGCUGGUGGUCACUACACAGGGAGAAGUGGAGGAGAUUGAACAGCAAAAUGCAACUCUGCAACAGGAAAACCAGAAGCUGAAGGAAAAUCUAACAAAUCUCCAGAAGCAGAAUGAAGAUCUGCAGGAAAAGCUCACGGCUGCACAGGAGAAAGCAAAGGAGCUUGAGAGUAAAGUCCAUUUGCUGCAGAGCGAGACCAUGGAGCUUCAAAGAACACAGGAUCUACAGGUUUUAGAGAUAAGCUCUGCUCAGACAGAGCUAGCUGUUGUUACAGAAACAAAUGUGAAACUGCAGAGGGAAAACCAGGAUCUUCAGAAAAGCUUGGAGACAUUAAAAAGCAGCCAUGAGAAAUUCGAUUUACAACUUAAUUUUCUUAAAACUGAGAUUGCUCAACUGGAGACCCAGAAUGGCGCCAAGGAGGCAGAACUGCACCAGAUAAAAGAAGAGAAUAAAACUGUGUUAUCUGCAAAGGAUCAGCUAGAAAAUAAGCUGAAAGCCACUCUAGAUCGCAUGGAUCAACUUCAGGCCCAGGUCCAGAGUCAGCAGCAGGAAGUGGAAAACCUGCAGGAAGCAGAUGAAGCCAAAUCAAGGCACUUGAAACAGCUGAAGGAAGAGAAUCGCCAGAUGAAUGCCACUGUGCUGAGACAGCAAAAAUAUGCUGAUUUGGAUAAGAAGCUGGAGGAGAAAACACUUUUGCUUCAGGCCCUGCAGAAAGAAAAGGAUGACCUGGAAAAGGAGAAUCAGAGAUUAAAGCAAAAGAAUGAGGAGCUGAUGGCAUACUCACCUGAAGUUAUACCUGAUAUGCCUCCUGGGGUCCCAAACCAGUUGGCAGAAAAUGCAAGUCUUCUGUUUGGCAACCCAUAUUCAUUAAUCACAGAACUUCCUGAUACAAGCUUGGAACCCAUGAAAAAGUGUCCCAUGUGCGAUACAGUCUUCCCUAGCGACAUUGGAGAACAGCAGUACAUGAGUCAUGUGCGAAGCCACCUUCUGGAGUGCCCAUAUUGUGAGGAGAGUUUUGACAAAUCCAACAAACAAGUGUAUGAAGACCAUAUCUACUGCCAUGGCUUAGACUAAGUUGCCGUCCAUUUAAGCCAUAAGCUACAAAGGAUAAUGCCUCUCUCUCUCUUUUUUCUUUGUAUGAUCUAGCAGAGACUGUCUCAGAAUGAUUUCUGAAAGACAUGCUGCAGUAAAGCUCCCUGUGCUAGGGUGAAACCUGUUGUUGGGACUGCAGCAUUGAUCGAUUCCUUCCUUCCGUUAUGCAGUCUGCUAAUUAAAUGAGCAUUAUGCUUCUGCUGUGGGAAAGGAUAUGCAUUUGUUAACUGACUCAAUCCUUCAGCAGCUUAAAUCUUGCUGUAUUUUAUUUCAAAAGGAGGCUUCUUUCCUCCCACGCCUUGUACUAAAUUGGAUGGUUACUUGCUUUCUAAAUUUAUUUUAUUUUUAUUUAUUUUAAAAGUGCAUAUGCUGCCCUGUGAUGAAAAUACUGUCAGGGCACCUCACAAAGAGUGACACAAGAAUACGAUAACUCAAUAAAGCAUAUUAAAACCGACAAAACAAUAUAUGUCUGUAAUUGAAGGUCUUCCAAAUAAUAAAAUGCAGGAUCUGCAAAGCUCCAAACUCCAUCUUGCUCACAGUCUACACACUUAUGUAGGUUUCCGUGCAUCUUCCAAGCAUGAUUUUAUCCUCUGGCCACAUGCCAACUAGGGACCUUGCACAAUUUUUGCAGUACCACCUACCAGCCAGCUCUUGCCUUCCAAGAAGCACUUCCCACUGCUUUUGUGGUGGCUGUGGAAAUGUAUGGGCUCUUCUUGGAAUGCAAGAGCUGGCCAGCAGGUGGAGCUGUCAAAAUUGCACGAGGUCUCUGCUUAGCAUGUGGCCAGAAGAUAAGAUUGUGCUGGGCAGGAGUGUGGAAGUCUGUGUGUGUGAGUGUGUGUGUGUGGACUGUGAGUUAGAUGGUGUGUAAGUCUGUGGGGAAGCUUUGCAGAUCCAGCAUUUUACUGUCAUCUGGAACAGCCCUAGCUUCUCUAGCGGAAAAGAGCUUUGGUUUGUAAUAUAGUUUGUCUAGCUUUAUACACCAUGGUAAUUCUAUCUUUGCUUGCUUUGUACUCAGUUCACACAUAAAGAAGGGAGUAAUCUUGAAACAAUUCACAAGUGUGGUGGUGCCAGCCUCUUGCCGCCUUGCUAUUUGUACAGCAGUAAGGAGACAAGUCCGUGUAUCUUACUUUGCACCAUGAUCAGAUCUUAGUCAUACUUCUUCUAAAAGUGGACCUUCUAGUAACAGUAAGAGUGCCAGUGACUGAGAUCAGAAUAAAGAGGCAUGAACUUUGCCUUGAUUGAAGUUCUAAGCUUAAAGCCUUGUGUCUAAUAUUCCUUUGUGGUUUUACAGAACUGUGAUGCUAAACUGAAAAUAAAUCAAAUGAGUCCCACAUAGCCACUUUGCAGGUAGUGUUCCCUCUAACAUGGAUUCCCAGAUGCUGUUGACUACAACUCCCAACAUUGCCAGCUGCAAUAGCUUUUGCUUGGGGAUUGUGGGAGUUGUAGUCAACAAUAUCUGGAAAACCCUGUUAGAGGGAACACUGUUUGCAGGUAUACCAGCCCUGAGUGGCAGCUAAUUUUUCAGAAGGGCCAUCUUAAGAAGCAAAUGAGGGGUGGGUGUUAGGUGAACAUGUUACCCCCCUAUUCUUUAAAGUGGCCUGUCAACUAGUUGCCAAAGGCAUCACUUCCUCUCCAUCUCCUUUGCCAGGUAAGCAACUAAGGGUUGGGGAAGUGGCAAUUGGUCCCCUUUGAGGGGGUCAAAUUUGCCCCAAGGUCCUUCAGUUGCUGAUCCACUGUAGGCACAGUUCGCCAGGAAGUCCUGUGCAAAAGCCCAUAUUGAAAUGAAGGGGAGGUGUAAACCGCCCCCUGCCCCUGCUCUUAUCCAGUUCCCAUUUCUUUAAAGGGAACUUUGGAGUGAAUUGUCUUCUAAAUGGUGGCAGUACCGGGGGGGGGGAUAAACUUCAGCUUAGGGGUGCAAUCUCAAAGACUUUGACAGCACUAAUAGCUCUAAACCUGUCAAACCAAUAUGGCUGGGCUAUCCCUCUGUCCCUGCCAGUGGUACAAAGCACUGGUGGUCACUAAAACAGCCAUCAGUUAAACACUGGGGGCUUGGAACUCUGCUAAUGUAGAGUACAUGUCAGGCUCGUACACACAAUGAGGGUAGGACAAGCAUCCUACCCAAGUUUGGGAGCUGUGCACACUCCUGUUUUCUGAUCAUGUGUGAGGGAAAAACAAGGUAGGAGGCGCUGGCAAAAAUUGUCUGCUAGCCACCUCCUGGUUAGGAGGGCUAUGUCCUACACAGCAGCUGUACCCAAUUUCUGAAUGGGGUAGGAAGAAAAGCCCUCCUACCCAGUAGGAGGCUAGCAGACAAUCACUGCCAAUGCCUCCUACCUUGCACACAAACGGAAAAUGGGAGCAUGCACAGCUCCUGACCUUGGGUAGGACAUUUGUCCUAUCUUAUUUCUUGUGCACGUGCCUGGUAGUUCAUCUUGUGAACGUGCCUGGUGGUCUGCUUGCAUCUUCCAUCUCCACCAUCUGCCCUUGCAUCUUCUUGCCACCCUUUAUUAGUAACAGCAGUUUUACUGAAUGCAGCUUGAACAAGUUUCCUUUCUUUUAAAAUAAAUGGCUCUUAUUUUUAUCUACUGCUAUUAAAUGCUGACAGGUAGCUCAAGAAUCAAAGUAGCAAUGCAAUUGAAUCCUUUGAUGCAAUCUAUGCACUUGCACUGCCGCUUUGAAACUUUCAAGGCUUGGUCCAAACUUCAGUUCUCUAAUUUUAAAGAACCUACCUUCAGGACAUAUUCAUGAUGGUUAAAGCUGAACAAGUGCCUACAGUUAUUACUCUGCUUUUUGCACAAUGUUUUUAAAUUUAUGUUAAUGUUGACCGCAUAUGUUUCCCUACGCAAGACCAAAAGCUGCAGCAGUGAUUAACUACCUACAGGUAUUAUACAGUGUAUUAAUGACUGAUAGAUGCCUAAUGUUGUAGAGGAAUCUAUUGGAGUUUUCACAGCAUCCUGUUUUCAAUUGUAUUUGAUACAGUAAUUGCUUUUUUAAAAGGUGAUUCCUUUAAACAAAGGGGGUGUUUUCCCCCCCAGUGCUGAAGAUCUACAGUUGUAUUUUUUGACCUGCAGUUAAUUAAAUAAAUAUACUUCAGAUUUU
Messenger RNA from Hemicordylus capensis (graceful crag lizard), 4816 nucleotides. RefSeq names its product calcium binding and coiled-coil domain 2 (gene CALCOCO2). The coding region runs from base 221 to 1702 and encodes 493 amino acids. Gene Ontology annotation, cellular component: PML body; autophagosome. Lineage: Eukaryota; Metazoa; Chordata; Lepidosauria; Squamata; Cordylidae. The record is from RefSeq and is a predicted model, not a curated record. The transcript has 13 exons. Gene Ontology annotation, biological process: positive regulation of autophagosome maturation; xenophagy.